Molecule: messenger RNA, 3721 nt
Organism: Ixodes scapularis (black-legged tick)
Lineage: Eukaryota; Metazoa; Arthropoda; Arachnida; Ixodida; Ixodidae
Product: WD repeat-containing protein 76
Exons: 14
Coding region: 107-1792 (561 amino acids)
Biological process (GO): regulation of DNA damage checkpoint
Cellular component (GO): nucleus
Molecular function (GO): DNA binding; protein binding
Source: RefSeq, a predicted model, not a curated record
CGUUUCGCGCGCGUUCGGCGUUCGGUUUGCGCGGCAAGUGCGGCAUCUUUGUCGUGGCUUUCUAACGGUUAUUGAAAAUAUUGCGAUAUUGUAUUCAAGACAGUGCAUGUCUAGCUGGUCUAGCGUCAUAAUGGACCUUCAGACUUCUUUCUACGGGCGUCGCAUCCGCCCGAAGGACUUUGGUGCUGAAUGGGUCUCGACCUCCACACAAAUUCGUGGUAUUCAACCCUUUCCCGAGCCGGCAUCGAAGAUUCUGGUUAACUCCAGGAAUUUGCCGUCUUGUAGGGUGGUCUUGAACAGGUGGACACCGCCAAAACUUCAGGAUGCGGAAGCAAGUAGUGGUGCCAAAAAGCCGGCGGAGUCUCCUACCAAGGGCAUUAAACGAAAGUUCACCGUCCUCACUGAAAACGAUGAGCCAGAAAAUGAUGACAAGGGAAUGGCCUACCGCGCCAAAAUACAGAAGAACAUUGCCGAGAAAAUGGCCUUCCUGGAAUCUCUCGGGAUCGACAAGUUCGAGCUUCGUUCUCCGCCCAAGAGGCCAGCCACAAGAAAACCUGCCUCAGCAAAGCCCUUGCCGACUGAGCGGAGGAAGAGCCAACGGCUUCAGAACAAGGGCCCUGAGGUUCUGCCAAAGAAGGAAGAGGAGCAGGUGCCGGAGGUUGUGAAGCGAGAAGGUCCCUUCGACAUUGGUGCAGUUUUCGUGAGUGGAAGCCCAGACAGUGAAAAAUGCUUCCUCACUGAGCCUGCCAUGAGGGAAAUGCUGUCUGAGGUUUCGUUCCAGAACAAGCCGAGAGAUUCCCAAGGGUGCCUCGACGCGUUUACCCGACUGGCCAUAGACGACACGACGAUCAAGAAGGUCGUCCCUGCCCGCAUCACCGCUCUCGCCGUUCACCCGUCGUCUUCGGUGACCGUCGUCUUUGCGGGGGACAAGCUUGGAAACUUUGGCUACUUCAAGAUGGGCGAAGGGGAGAGCCUGGUGCAAAGCUACAGUCCCCACACGUCCGGUCUCAUGUGCCUCAAGGUCAACAAAAACCAGCCUCAGCGCGUCUUCUCCGCAAGCUACGACGACACCGUCCGCUGUCUCGACGUCGAACGCGGGAUUUUCGACGAGGUGUACCGUUCCCUAGAUGAGAAUGGAGUCUUGUGCCUGGACUGGGGACUGCACAAUUCUCUGAUCGUGGGCCACAGCGACGGCGCCGUGUCCUUGGUUGACCCCAGGACACGCGAGACAAGCUCGUGCACGCUGCACAGCAGGAAAGUCCGGACGGUGAAUGUUCAUCCGGUGCAUGAGUGGUGCUUCUUGACCGGCAGCACGGACGGGACGGCCAAACUGUGGGACGUGCGGAACCUCAAGGAGACUCGGAGCAAAAAGGCGGCAGAGGCCAUCGCCACCAUGGCUCAUCACCGCUCGUGCUCCGCGGCCUUUUUCUCGCCGCUUACGGGCAACCAGAUCCUCACCACUUCUUUCGACGACACCCUCAAGGUUUUCGACAGUUCUGAGCUGACAAGCGAGGUCAAGUUGAAGGUGUCGCUCAAGCACAACAACAUGACGGGGCGCUGGCUGACGCCGUUCAAGGCCGUCUGGAUGCCCGGAUGCGAGGACCUCUUCCUCGUCGGGAGCAUGGAGUACCCGCGCCGUGUGGAGGUGUUCUCGUCUGCUGGGACCCUGCAACACACGCUGAAGGGAGACAGCCUGACGUCCAUCUGUUCGCUCGUGGACGUUCAUCCCGACCGCUUCGUCGUCGCCGGCGGGAACUCAAGCGGAAGGGUGCACGUGUUCGUCGAAGCGUAGCAAGUUUCUCCUCGUUAUGCACAACGAAGUUUGCUUUGCAUUCCGGUUAGCGUUCCAAAGGCUCGUUCGCACAUUUGCGUCUGAGCAUGCUUGAGUACGUUGUGUUCGGUUGUAAUCGUUUGUGACGAAAGAUUUAACAGCGCCAUCUGUUAGAUGGCCCUGGAAACUUUUCGAUCAAUGUAUAAAGUUUCAUCAUUUUUUCCACAUCAUUCUCCUGCUGCGGGCUUGAAAUGAUUGUGACGACAUUAUAAGUGGCUGUUUCUCGUGUAUGGUGCAUGGAUUUUAUCCUGCAAAGCCCAUAGUCUAGUUAUAUCCUGUUCCAGGGCUACCCAAGUGAUGGCACCAGUUUGCCAGUGUGAUAUCUCAUUUUAAGAGAAUGCAACGCACUCGAAUACCAACAAACGCAAACGUGCAAAACAGCCUUAACUUUUCGUCAUUUUGUAUAGCCAUUUUAUGCAUAGACUUGUUGGUUUUACUUGGUUUGGAUUUGUGCCGUGCUCCUGAAGUGUCGAGAGGAUAGCUAUCUGAAGAAUUUUAAUGAGGGAUUUUAUGUAUAGCAGUUUCUUUUUUUUUACUCUUACAAUGGCAAGAUAGCUGUGUGUCGUUUUUUUUUUUUAACUUGCUUUUGUUUGCACUAAGGUUUCAAACUUGAAUACCGACAAACGCAAACGUGCGAAACAGCCUUAACUUUUCGUCAUUUUGUAUAGCCAUUUUAUGCAUAGACUUGUUGGUUUUACUUGGUUUGGAUUUGUGCCGUGCUCCUGAAGUGUCGAGAGGAUAGCUAUCUGAAGAAUUUUAAUGAGGGAUUUUAUGUAUAGCAGUUUCUUUUUUUUUUUACUCUUACAAUGGCAAGAUAGCUGUGUGUCGUUUUUUUUUUUUUUUAACUUGCUUUUGUUUGCACUAAGGUUUCAACCUUGAAUACCGACAAACGCAAACGUGCGAAACAGCCUUAACUUUUCGUCAUUUUGUAUAGCCAUUUUAUGCAUAGACUUGUUAGUUUUACUUGGUUUGGAUUUGUGCCGUGCUCCUGAAGUGUCGAGAGGAUAGCUAUCUGAAGAAUUUUAAUGAGGGAUUUUAUGUAUAGCAGUUUUUUUUUUUUUACUCUUACAAUGGCAAGAUAGCUGUGUGUCGUUUUUUUUUUUUUUUAACUUGCUUUUGUUUGCACUAAGGUUUCAACCUUGAAUACCGACAAACGCAAACGUGCGAAACAGCCUUAACUUUUCGUCAUUUUGUAUAGCCAUUUUAUGCAUAGACUUGUUGGUUUUACUUGGUUUGGAUUUGUGCCAUGCUCCUGAAGUUGCAAGAGGAUAGCUAUCUGAAGAAUUUUAAUGAGGGAUUUUAUGUAUAGCAGUUUCUUUUUUUUUACUCUUACAAUGGCAAGAUAGCUGUGUGUCUAUGUUUCUUUUUUUUAACUUGCUUUUGUUUGCACUAAGGUUGCAACCUUUUCAUGGUAGUGCUGUGAGUCUAUGAAACGUGUCUCUCUCUAGGUUUCGCUCCUUGAAGUAAUGCUUUCUGCAAUACAGCAUUUGCAAUUUCUUCAAUUAAAGUUGCAAAUUUCAAGACUCGGUUACCGAAAGAAAAAAAAAAAGUUUUAAUCUUUUUAAUUUAUAAAGUGUUUUAGGCUGUUUCAAAGCAUUCCAUAAAGAAAACCUUAUGAGCGAGUCAGUUACUACCAGCCCUGUCGAUCAGUAACCUUUGCAGUGGACCUAAUAAAUGGCCCGUCAGAUCCAGCCUUCACGUUUCAAAAACCUCGAGAUUUUGCCCUGGAUGGUUAUUUCGUGAAACUACCCAAAGUAUGUUUGAAAAGCGUGUUAAGCUGUUUUAUAGCUUUCCAAGUUUGUGAAGGCUCUUUUUGUGCAUAUGCAAGUGUCUUCCAGUGGUUCAUGUUUGUACAUGUGCUCCAGUAAAUACCGGCAGCAUUAUUGGGGA